This is a messenger RNA of Uranotaenia lowii, 2400 nucleotides long. RefSeq names its product basic salivary proline-rich protein 2. Gene Ontology annotation, biological process: positive regulation of transcription by RNA polymerase II. The record is from RefSeq and is a predicted model, not a curated record. Gene Ontology annotation, molecular function: transcription coactivator activity. Gene Ontology annotation, cellular component: nucleus. The transcript has 4 exons. The coding region runs from base 201 to 2063 and encodes 620 amino acids. Lineage: Eukaryota; Metazoa; Arthropoda; Insecta; Diptera; Culicidae.
GAGAGACGCUUCAAAAUGGUGAGAGCCAUCAAUUUCUUCGUUUUCUGUUUCAUCCGUAAUGGCGAUUGUGCAUCGUUUCUGCCGCGGGUGAUUUUUUAAGUUCGGAUUUCAGCUGAAAUAAGUGGACAGUACGCAAAAACUCGUUUUUAAAAACAACGCUAGUGGCUGCUUGUAUUUGAGGGGAAAGAAGGAAAACAAACAUGUCCGUCGCUUAUUCAGCACAGCAACAGGCCCAGCAGCCUCCGAAUCCCGGGCAACGGGGCGGUCCUCCGGGUGGUCCAAUGAAUCGUGGAGGAGGACCCCCGCCCAGUCCGAUGCACAUUCAGAAGAUCCUGGAUGAGAAUGCCGGACUGAUCCAGACGAUUCAGGAUUUCCAGAACAUGGGCAAGGCGCACGAGUGCAUGUCUUACCACGUGGCUCUGCACCGCAACCUGGUGUAUUUGGCCAAUUUGGCAGAUCCCCAGCAUAACAUCCAGGCGUUACUUCCGCCGCCUCACGUCCUGCAGCACGGAAGUGGACCUCCAAUGCAUGGUGCCCCACCGGGUAGUGUUGGGCCAGGUCACGAGAGUGAUCCGUCUCAUGGUGGCCAAGCACAGACACCGGGGCCAAACCAUGCGGCGGUGCCGCCUGGCGCGCCACAACCUCCGGAACAGGCACCGGUGCCGCAAGCUGGUAGUCAACCCCCGACCCAGCCACCAACUAGCCAAGCGCAUCCGCCGCCACCGAAUCAGCCUCCCGCUGGAGGAUAUCGUGGUGCGCCUCAACCGGGACCUCCACCUACUUCCACAGCUGCCGGGCAAGCUGCGCCCAACCAGCAAGGUCCUCCAGUUCCCGGUCAGCAACCUGGCAGACCUGGACCUCAGCAGGCACCUAUGCCUCAGCAAAAUCAAGGAUAUCCUCCACAACGUGGACCUUACCAGCAACAUGGACAUUACCCAGGUUAUCCACCACCAAACCAACCCUAUCAAGGUCAGCCCGGUUACCCACCAUAUGGUCCACCAAAUCCUGCUCAAGGAUAUCCCCCAGCUGGACCACAAAGCUAUCAUCAUGGAGCCAUGCCUCCUACGACAUCUGGUACCGGUCCGCCACAGGCAUCGCCCUACCCAGCAGCAGGACCGCCACAAGGACCUCAAGGUGGACCACAACAAGGCAGCUAUCAACAGGGCCCACCAAAUGCGCCCACAUCACAGCCACAAAUGUAUGGACCUCCUGGUCAGUAUCCACCUCAAACAGCCGGUGGUCCUCCAAUGCCUCAUAGCUACCCUGGCUAUGGCAGUCCCAAUCCUCCGGCAGCAUAUGGACAACCUCCGGCCGGUUAUCCACCGGUCAGUGGCCAACCGAGUUAUCCUCCACCACAGCAACAAUAUCCACAAGGUUAUCCCGCCGGGCAGCCGGUGCCCCACGGUCCCCAAACUACGAGCGCUCCCAGUCAGCCAAAUCCUCCUGCUAGUGCUCCGCCAACCCAAACUAGCGGAGCCCCAACAUACACCAACCAAUCUAGCCCGGCUCCAGGACAAACGGCUUCCACUAGCCCGAGCACAAAUGUGCCACCAAACAGUGCUCCACAUUCGGCUAUUCCCCCGACCACUUCCACCGGAUAUGCUCCACCGGCAGCUCCCGGAGCUCCAGGAGCACCUCCGCAGGCGUACACUUCUCCACCGGUUACUGCAGGGCAGCAUCCACCCCAAGCAAGCUACCCUCCGCAACCGCAGGCACCUGGCCCUCAAGGCGGGGCUCCUCCACAAUCGUAUUCUGCGUCACCUCCAGCCGGACAACAUCAGCAGCCACCACCGGGAAGCUACGCCCAGGGAGCUCCAGGUGGUCCCCAAGGUCAAGGUCCACCACCAGGACCGGCACCCGGUGCUCCGGUUGGCUAUCCACCACAUGGUUAUCAUCAACAGGGUUACAUCCCUCCACCCCAAGGUCAAUACCAGCAACCAGCUCAGAGUUAUGCCCAGUAUCAACGACCACCCAACAGCCAAAUGCCACCGCCUGGACCCCAAGGACCUCCUCCGCCUCCACAAGGAGCCUACGGUUAUGGAUAUGGACAGCCACCGCAGUAGAAAAUCUCACGGAACUCGAACCAACUCUAGCGCGAACAAAACAGCCUAAAUUGAACUGUGCACCUCAAGUUUAUUUUUUUCGACGAAACACCUUUACAGUGUUGUAUUAUGUUGUCAUUGUAUUUUUGUCCAAACUGCGGAAAACUUCGAUUUAUCCUCUCGAUCUGACUUUACAUUUUCUCUAGGGGAAACAAGCAUGGAAACAUUAGAGUAAAACUGUUAGCAGAUAACCAUUGUGGAAGCUGAAACGAUCAAAAAUGCACCACUUAACUGUAUUCAAGAUGUGUACGUUGUAAGAAAAACAAAAAAAAAGUAUAAUAAAUGAUUGAUAACUUCA